Molecule: messenger RNA, 2672 nt
Organism: Acanthoscelides obtectus
Lineage: Eukaryota; Metazoa; Arthropoda; Insecta; Coleoptera; Chrysomelidae
Source: the annotation of a GenBank genome assembly
CGAAUGGCCGCGCUGAUGAAAGUUGCAUGAGAUGGAAGGAAGGCCAUCCCCGAUCAGGUGCGCAAAACGUGCUGGAAAGCGGCUCUGUGCCGCCAAAUAUGGCCGCCACUAUUAAUAACAAUAAACUGAAUGUGGCGAUAAUAGUGUUACAAGAAGAGAAGAGCCCAGUGUGGUUUCAAAAUGCCAGAGCAAAGUGGCGGCGGAUGAUGCUGAAGCAAGAAGGCAAGUCUGGCGAGAAGUGUUCCGGGUCAGAAAGUAUGAGUGACAUGGACAUGUAUCCACAUGGACCAGCUUCAAUGGGCAGUACAAUCUCGAUGAACCCACACAGUCCUUUCAUGAUGCCCCAGGGCAGCCCCUCGUCGAUGGACUGCUCGUGAGACUAGAUUCUAGAGGGUGAUCUGAAAUGAUGGGAGAAGUUCCGUAAAGGGCACAAGGGAGCAACAAAAAAAAAACAGCACCAAGUGCUGAGUGAGACAAUUGCCUAUCGUAUGCUCUGGUUGCUAAGCAUUUUAUCUGUGAUUGUUUUGAACGCAGUAAACGGUUGUGAGGAAAUUAUGAUUUAUCAGAGUUCACUCAAUCGAUAAAGGAACCGCUUCAAUUCAGGUAACCACGGAACUUUUUCGUUCAAUAAUAUCACAUGAUUUUUUUAAGAAUAUCUAAUUUGAUCUAACUAGAUACAUCAAAUGUGGCACUAGUAGUCUAUACUGCAUCCAGAUCCAUUAUAAGAUAUAAGCACAGUCAUGCACCUUGAGGAAGCUGACAGGGUCGUAUUCAGAACCAUCUAUUGCACUGAUUGAAUGAUGCCAACUUCUUGUCGUUUGCAGAUGCUACCCUUAUGGAACAUUCUCCUAAUUACUUGGAUUAGGCAAGAAUGUGCAUACGUGUUUCCCCACUAGAGUGAGCGUGACGUUUCUCCCUCACCCCCGCAUCCCUAUAUAGCCCCACGGUACCCACGGGUAUAUAGGUCUUAAGCCUGCGUGGUGGCUCAAGUAUAAAGUAUAACUGACUGAAAUAUAUUAACGAGCCAUUUUUUUACAAGAAAAAAUGCUGCGAAUAUACAUGUACAUUAUGUAGUGAAAAUAUUUUCAAUAAUGUCUACAAUAUUGUAUCACACAGGCCGCACGAAUGACUGAUGCUGCUCCUGGUGGACUAAGCCGAUAUGGAAUUCACCCAUAGGCGCUGUCCUGAUGAUCUGAUGUACCGAGUGAUGACGUGAGCGUGUUUGUUAUGCUUCAUACUUCUAUAUUGGAUUUGGGUAUGGUAUUAGUAGCAUCCAUAAUAUGUCCAAAAGAUGCAGAAAUGGUAGUUCAGUAAAAAACCAAGUCAAGACAUUGUAUUGGCAUUGAAAUUUCAAUUUUUUAGGAUAAUAAUAAUUUUAAUUAAAUUGAACUAAGAAAAUUGCUUCUCAACAAAUAUUCUUUAGUGAUAUUAGCUUCUAUCGUGACCUUCGGUUAUAAACAAAAACUUACUCAUGACUCUCUUUAGAAUCAUCAAUAGCAUCCAGGAUAUAUGGGAAGAUGAGUGGAAAUAUGACAAACAUACAUUUCAAAGUCCAAACGGCAAAUAAUCAGCAUGAACAAAAAUCGAAACUGUAUGAUAUUCUGCUUUCUAACCGAAAACGGAUAAAUCUGCUUAUGAGCAUAUAGAGACUUCACGUUUUUGUUGCUCCUUUGCACUUCAGAUUGUUUUGAAAAAUGAAACCGAAAUGUUUAUAUUUUUUUGGUGUGGCAAAUAUUAUGUGAUGGACCUCUUUUUAUAUAAUUUUCGAGAAUUUCUAAGAUGAAAAGUAUUAUCGGGGUUGGCUGAUAGAAUAUUUUGUGUACACGAAUUUGUUCUCACAUCACAAGCUAUUUUGAGUUAUACUCAGACAUCUUUUUAUUUUUCAAAAACACUUUUAUUACAUGAAACCGAUACCAGUGAUACGUACUUAUACUUUCCAUAUCUGAUCCCAGAUUUGUUAAACAACAAUGUGUUAGGCCAAGUAAAUGAUCCCAGAGUUUCUUAGCAAGCUAUACACCAACCAAAAACUUUGAAGCUGCAUUCCAACCUAUUACGUCUAACGUGUAACGGACUAGUUAUCCGAAUGGAGAUUUUGACCUCUCUAGAUCGAUAGAUAACAUGAUAACUGGAGAAUUCAAAUCUUUGAUUGUCUCUGUGUAUCCUGUGCCAUCUUAUAAAGACUAUCAGUAGUUGUUUGUUAGUCUAAACACAAGACUUUUGUAACAAGAAACACCUGUUACGUAAGAAAAUCUCAUUCUCCAGCAAUGGUCUACAUCUAGUACGUCAGGAUAAAUGUCACUAGAAAUGGUUUUUCGAUUCUGUUAGCGCAGCUACUGUAUUCCUGUGUGCUGGCUAAUGCGAUUAAUAAAGAAUGAGGUGGGGAAGUGUGCCAAUUGUAAAGCCUCCCUAGGUUUCGGUCAAUUUCUGUGCAUCUAUAGUUUAUAGUUCUCUCUAUAGUUUGUUAACCGAAGUUACGGCUCAUCAGCAUCCACUUGACCUUUUACGGAAACUAAUGAAGGGUUAUUAACGAAAAGCUCAGACAUGACUUUGAUUGCGUUAUUCUCUAACGGCGGGGGAGACGCAUCAAGCUGCUGAUGAAAACUAUACUUUCCCUUGCCCUCUUAAUAAAUACAAUAAACAAAAAAUACAUAAACAUUUGUUUAAAUAUGUUG